This is a messenger RNA of Thelazia callipaeda (thelaziosis nematode), 1389 nucleotides long. Lineage: Eukaryota; Metazoa; Nematoda; Chromadorea; Rhabditida; Thelaziidae. The record is from the annotation of a GenBank genome assembly.
AUGUCGAAAGCAGAUAAAACUGGAGCUCAACAAACAUCACUUCUUGAUGUGCUCAAGAAGAAAAUGCGUCAAGCUCGAGAGGAAGCUGAAGCAGCUAAAGAUGAAGCUGAUGAAGUUAAGCGACUUCUGGAGGAAGAGCGGAAAAAGCGAGAGGAUGCUGAAGCUGAAGUGGCUGCGUUGAAUCGACGGAUUGUGCUUGUUGAGGAGGAUUUAGAGCGGACUGAGGAUCGUUUAAAGAAUGCCACAGCAAAAUUAGAGGAAGCAUCUAAAGCAGCUGAUGAAGCUGAACGUUUAUUAGAAGCUGAGGCUGAAGUAGCGGCCUUAAAUCGUCGCAUGACACUGCUUGAAGAAGAACUGGAACGAGCAGAGGAGCGCUUAAAGAUUGCGACUGAUAAAUUGGAAGAAGCGACGCAUACGGCAGAUGAAUCUGAACGUGCCCGCAAAUCAAUGGAAACACGAUCCCAACAAGAUGAAGAACGUGCCAAUGUGCUCGAGGUGCAAGUAGAUGAAGCGAAAGUAAUUGCUGAAGAAGCGGAUCGAAAAUAUGAAGAGGUUGUUUGUCUUGCACGUAAAGCAUUGGAAAAUCGCGUAGACGUGGAUCAUGACCGAUGCGGUGAGUUGGAGCAAAAACUACGUGAAGCGCAAGCAUUAUUGGCUGAAACAGAAAAUAAAUCAGAUGAGCAUGUCUCACAAGGUGAAUUUUCUGUUUAUGUUCGCAAAGUAAUGGAAAAUCGUUCCUUCCAAGAUGAAGAACGAGCUAACACUGUGGAAUCACAAUUGAAGGAAGCACAAAUGUUGGCUGAAGAAGCUGAUCGCAAAUAUGAUGAGGUAGCACGUAAAUUAGCUAUGGUUGAAGCUGAUUUGGAACGAGCAGAGGAGCGUGCUGAAGCCGGUGAAAAAAAAGCACUUGAAAUGGAACGUGAACUGGUUGCGGUAGGAAUGAAUUUGAAAACAUUGGAAGUUCACGAAGAACGUGCAUUACAACGUGAAAAUUCUUUCUCCGAUCAUGUACAAAGCUUACAAAAUCGGAUUAAAGAGGUAAAAAAUAGUGAUGUUGCAGCCUUGAGCAAGAUUGUGGAAUUGGAGGAAGAACUUCGUGUUGUUGGCAAUAAUUUGAAAUCUUUGGAAGUAUCUGAAGAAAAAGCUUUGCAACGUGAAGAUUCAUAUGAGGAACAGAUUCGCACAGUCUCAGCACGUCUGAAGGAGGCAGAAACACGAGCAGAAUUUGCUGAAAGAUCUGUGCAGAAAUUGCAAAAAGAAGUUGAUAGACUGGAAGUUUUAAUCAGUGUGUUUAAUAAUUUUUCAGAAGCCAAAGAACUAUCAGAUACUAAGGUGAAACAAUUACAAGAGGAACUUGAUCGUCUAUUAAGCGAACUGAAUACUGUCUGA